Messenger RNA from Sclerotinia borealis F-4128, 1407 nucleotides. The record is from the annotation of a GenBank genome assembly. NCBI's taxonomy places the organism in Eukaryota, Fungi, Ascomycota, Leotiomycetes, Helotiales, Sclerotiniaceae.
AUGGAGUUGACCCCUCAAUCCACUCGGUCCCCAACGCCGUCUUUCACAUUCUCAGGCAACUCACAGCCACUCUUUGAAUAUCCUUCACCGGCUCAAAGUGACUCGAGGUACAGAUCGACGGAUUGUGGUCAAAGCUUGGGACUCUAUUCUUGCUCUAUGUCAGGAUCUCCUCCAGUAAUGGAGCAUCAGGAUGCUAGCUCGGAGUCAGGAGGCCCCUCGUCAGUCACCACCAACAACUGGGCAGACGCCACUUUACAAAGCCGUGAUACGCCUAGGUCAUCAAGGUCAACGCCUAACAUCCUUUCCGCGGAGUAUGAUCCCUUUGCCUCCUAUCCGGCAGUAUCAGCUCCUUACAGUAAUGAUAUAUAUACCACCUCCCAAAUUGUCGAACAUUCCAAUCUUCCAGCUUCUCCACUUCACUCCAGCAAUAUCUCUCAACGCUCUUCACUUUCUUCCGCCCCACGUUCAGGUAUAUUCACUCAAGCCGGAUCGAAUCAUUCUUACACUCCACAUAUCAAGAUGGAAGACCAUUCGGAAUAUGCUCCAAGCGGUGAUUCUUUUACAUUAGGCUCCCCUCACAAUAUCAACACUCCAUUUGUGAGUGCCGCAGCUCCCUAUCCAGGGACUCUCGAGACAUCAUACUACGACCAAUCUCCAUGGGCUGAAAAAGUUGAAUACACAUCUACUGAUUUACCACCAUUCUCCGCGCUUCAAAUUCCAACUUAUGACAGACGAUCCGAAAGUCAGGAUGGAUCACCAUCACAAGAUCUUCGACGUCCAAGUGUAGUAGCACGGACGAGGGGACCUCGAAAACUCACCACCAAGGAAGAUGCAAACUUCCAGUGUCGUGUCAAAGGAUGUGGAAAGCUCUUUGGUCGUAGCUAUAAUUACAAAGCCCAUAUGGAAACUCAUGAUGCGGAUCGCGAGUAUCCAUUUCCAUGUGUUGUGGAUAACUGCACCAAGAAAUUUGUUCGAAAGACAGAUUUACAACGUCACAACCAGAGUGUUCACAUGAAGCAACGAAAUUACAAAUGUGAUUAUUGCAGCAGAUUCUUUGCAAGAAAAGACACACUUAGAAGACACAUGGAAGAUGGCUGUUCCAAACGCUUCGACAUUACAACCGUCGAUUUCAAACCGCAAAACUAUGCCAUAGACGACAACCCAAUGAACCCACUAAAACUAGUACUUCCACCUUAUUCAGACCACCAUAUGGUACGAGAUCCAUCUUACAUUCAAAACUCCCACUAUUCGUCGCCCCCACACAGCGGAAACUCCAUUCACGUGUCUCACAAUGCUAUCGUCAGUCCUCUCACAUCAGCCUCAUCGGGGGCUCCAUAUCUCGAAAGACAUGAGUACAUGACUACGGGCUCGGAACAUCAUGAUCAAGAGCCUGUGUGGAGCAAUUGA